Molecule: messenger RNA, 978 nt
Organism: Penicillium alfredii
Lineage: Eukaryota; Fungi; Ascomycota; Eurotiomycetes; Eurotiales; Aspergillaceae
Exons: 1
Coding region: 1-978 (325 amino acids)
Source: RefSeq, a predicted model, not a curated record
AUGCGAGUUGCUAUCGCCGGUGGAUCAAGUCCCACACUAGGGGCCUCUAUUGUCUGCGCCCUGCUUGCCACCCAUGGACGCUAUGUCCCCAUAGUUUUGUCCCGCGAGAUUGACGGGCGCUCCUCGAAUGAACUGGGUCCAGCGUACGAAAAUGUGGAAACUCGUCACGUGGAUUACCAUUCCCAUGAAUCUCUCGUGGCCGCUCUGCGUGAUGUGGAUGUGGUCCUCAGUGUCUUACUUGUCCCGGGUCCGGAGUGGGUGACCACACAGGUGAACUUGCUUCGUGCUGCUGAGGUGGCUGGGUGUCGCCGUUUUGCACCGUCGGAGUUUGCCCUUACCUCGUGGGCGCAGACAAGGGUCGACAUACUUGAAGCAAAGAACGAAGUCUGGAGAGCUGUUCAGGCGUCGGUUGACAAAGGCCACAUUGAUGCCGCCCGCUUUCCAUGUGGCAUGUUCAUGAACUAUCUGGGGAUAGGAUGUCCCGAUGAAUCAAAGCGUGCGGAGGCCUUGGCUGGCUUCCAAGAGGGCCCGUUUCUCAUCCAUCUUGACGAUCAUGAUUCGCCCUGGGUCGAGGUGCCUGUUAGAUCUGAUGGGACGUUCCCAGAGCUUACUAUGACCGACAUCCGGGAUGUGGGCCAAUUUAUAGUGGCUGCACUAGAUCUUGAAGAGCCAUGGGCGGGUCGGGACCUGGGAAUGGCCGGAGAUACUCUCAGCUUCGAGACCUUGAUCGCCCUCUGCCAGCGACACGUGGAAAGGACGAUUGACAUCCGGCGCUUGACUGAGCAAGAACUGCAGGCGAGGUUAACAAGCAUGCCGUCUCACGAAUUCAUUGCCCGCAUGGAGUGUCAGCUAUCCCUUGCCUGCGCACAGGAUGGAUCUGUGGUCUCGCCUACAUUGAACCAGCUGUGCCCCGUGCAGCCGACUACCGUAGAGCAAUAUUUAGAGCUUUUUUGGGGGAGUGGUCCAGGGAAAUCGUGA